Neogale vison (American mink) is the source of this 7099-nucleotide messenger RNA. It is a transcript of the gene SCUBE3, whose product is annotated as signal peptide, CUB domain and EGF like domain containing 3. Bases 1 to 3030 code for a protein of 1009 amino acids. The record is from RefSeq and is a predicted model, not a curated record. The transcript is spliced from 23 exons. NCBI's taxonomy places the organism in Eukaryota, Metazoa, Chordata, Mammalia, Carnivora, Mustelidae. Gene Ontology annotation, molecular function: calcium ion binding. Gene Ontology annotation, cellular component: cell surface. Gene Ontology annotation, biological process: signal transduction.
AUGGGCUCGGGGCGCGUGCCCGGGCUCUGCCUGCUCGUCCUGCUGGUCCACGCCCGCGCCGCCCAGCACAGCAAAGCCGCGCAAGAUGUGGAUGAAUGCGUGGAAGGGACCGACAACUGCCACAUCGAUGCCAUCUGCCAGAACACCCCACGGUCGUACAAGUGCAUCUGCAAGUCUGGCUACACAGGGGAUGGUAAACACUGCAAAGAUGUGGAUGAGUGUGAACGAGAAGACAAUGCCGGUUGUGUGCACGACUGUGUCAACAUCCCUGGCAAUUACCGAUGCACCUGCUAUGACGGCUUCCACCUGGCACAUGACGGACACAACUGUCUGGAUGUGGACGAGUGCGCCGAGGGCAACGGUGGCUGUCAGCAGAGCUGCGUCAACAUGAUGGGCAGCUAUGAGUGCCACUGCCGGGAGGGCUUCUUCCUCAGCGACAACCAGCACACCUGCAUCCAGCGGCCAGAAGAAGGAAUGAAUUGCAUGAAUAAGAACCACGGCUGUGCUCACAUUUGCCGGGAGACCCCCAAAGGGGGUAUUGCCUGUGAAUGCCGCCCUGGCUUCGAGCUCACCAAGAACCAACGGGACUGUAAACUGACGUGCAACUAUGGCAAUGGUGGCUGCCAGCAUACGUGCGAUGACACAGAGCAGGGUCCCCGGUGUGGCUGCCACGUCAAGUUUGUGCUCCAUACGGACGGGAAGACUUGCAUCGGGGAAAGGCGGCUAGAGCAGCACAUCCCCCCUCAGGCCGUUUCUAAUGAGACCUGUGCUGUCAACAAUGGGGGCUGUGAUAGUAAGUGCCACGAUGCAGCCACAGGCGUCCACUGCAGCUGCCCCGUGGGCUUCAUGCUGCAGCCGGACAGGAAGACCUGCAAAGACAUAGACGAGUGCCGCUUGAACAACGGGGGCUGUGACCACAUUUGCCGCAACACAGUGGGCAGCUUUGAAUGCAGCUGCAAGAAGGGCUAUAAGCUUCUCAUCAAUGAGAGGAACUGCCAGGAUAUAGACGAGUGUUCUUUUGAUCGAACCUGUGACCACAUAUGCGUCAACACACCGGGAAGUUUCCAGUGCCUCUGCCAUCAUGGCUACCUGCUAUAUGGUGUCACCCACUGUGGGGAUGUGGAUGAGUGCAGCAUCAACCGUGGAGGUUGCCGCUUCGGCUGCAUCAACACUCCUGGCAGCUACCAGUGUACCUGUCCCAGUGGCCAGGGCCGGCUGCACUGGAACGGCAAAGAUUGCACAGAGCCGGUAAAAUGUCAAAGCAGUCCUGGUGCCUCGAAAGCCAUGCUCAGCUGCAACCGGUCUGGCAAGAAGGACACCUGUGCCCUGACCUGCCCCUCCCGGGCCCGGUUUUUGCCAGAGUCUGAGAAUGGCUUCACGGUGAGCUGUGGCACCCCCAGCCCGAGGGCCACUCCAGCCCGAGCUGGCCCCACCGGGAACAGCACAAACUCCAACCACUGCCAUGAGGCUGCAGUGCUGUCGGUUAAACAGCGGGCCUCCUUCAAGAUCAAGGACGCCAAGUGCCGUCUGCAUCUGCGAAACAAAGGCAAAAUGGAGGAGGCCAGCAGGAUCCUGGGGCAAGGUGGUGCCCCCUGCUCUGACUGCCAGGUCACCUUCAUCCACCUCAAGUGUGACUCCUCUCGGAAGGGCAAGGGCCGGCGGGCCCGGACCCCUCCAGGCAAGGAAGUCACUCGGCUCACCCUGGAACUGGAGGCAGAGGUCAGAGCCGAAGAAACCACAGCUGCCUGUGGACUCCCCUGCCUCCGACAGCGAAUGGAACGGCGGCUGAAAGGGUCCCUGAAGAUGCUUAGGAAGUCCAUCAACCAGGACCGCUUCCUGCUGCGCCUGGCAGGCCUUGAUUAUGAACUGGCGCACAAGCCAGGCCCAGGAACUGGGGAGCGAGCAGAGCUGGUAGAGGCCUGUAGGCCUGGGCAGCACCGCACCGGGGCUAAGUGUGUCAGCUGCCCGCAGGGAACGUAUUACCACGGCCAGACGGAGCAGUGUGUGCCAUGCCCAGCGGGCACCUUCCAGGAGAGAGAAGGGCAGCUCUCCUGCGACCUUUGCCCUGGGAGUGAUGCCCACGGGCCUCUCGGAGCCACCAACGCCACCACGUGUGCAGGUCAGUGCCUGGCUGGCCAAUACUCCAUAGACGGGUUCAAGCCCUGCCAGCCAUGUCCACGCGGCACCUACCAACCUGAAACAGGACGGACCUUGUGCUUCCCAUGUGGUGGGGGCCUCACCACUAAGCAUGAGGGGGCCAUCUCCUUCCAAGACUGUGACACCAAAGUCCAAUGCUCCCCUGGUCACUACUACAACACCAGCAUCCAUCGCUGUAUCCGCUGUGCCAUGGGCUCCUAUCAGCCCGACUUCCGCCAGAACUUCUGCACCCGCUGUCCAGGAAACACAAGCACUGACUUUGACGGCUCCACCAGUGUGGCCCAGUGCAAGAAUCGCCAGUGUGGUGGGGAGCUGGGUGAGUUCACUGGCUAUAUCGAGUCCCCCAACUACCCAGGCAACUACCCAGCUGGCGUGGAGUGCAUCUGGAACAUCAACCCCCCACCCAAGCGCAAGAUCCUUAUCGUGGUACCCGAGAUCUUCCUGCCAUCUGAGGAUGAGUGUGGGGACGUCCUCGUCAUGAGAAAGAACUCCUCACCAUCCUCCAUUACCACCUAUGAGACCUGCCAGACCUACGAGCGGCCCAUUGCCUUCACAGCCCGGUCCAGGAAGCUCUGGAUCAACUUUAAGACGAGCGAGGCCAACAGUGCUCGUGGCUUCCAGAUCCCCUAUGUUACCUAUGAUGAGGACUAUGAGCAGCUAGUAGAAGACAUUGUUCGAGAUGGCCGGCUCUAUGCGUCUGAAAACCACCAGGAGAUUUUAAAGGAUAAGAAGCUCAUCAAGGCCUUCUUUGAGGUGCUGGCCCACCCCCAGAAUUACUUCAAGUACACAGAGAAGCACAAGGAGAUGCUGCCAAAAUCCUUCAUCAAGCUACUCCGCUCCAAAGUUUCCAGUUUCCUGAGGCCCUACAAAUAGUGCCCCUAAGCCCAAGACCCAGGUUUUAAAGCCCCCAGACUCCUUAGCCCUCAGAGCCGGCAGCCCCCACCCCCAGAUGAGGAAAUCUCUCCUCUCUUUCUUUUUGGAGGAAAAAAAAAAUUACUAUAGACCAAGCACUCUUCCGUUCUGUCUCUCCAGCUUCCUUUCCUGUCUCUCUCUGCCUCUGUCUUUCUCCCUCUCUCUCUUUACUGUGGUCCCUUUUCCUAUACGCUCCCUGGAAAAGCCAUUAAGUGCUGGCUCUAUUGCCCCUGAGGGGUGAAAGAACAGUGCCCCCUUCCCCUUCCCAGCCACACUGACCAUUUCACCAGCUCACAUCUAUGGCCUCAUCAGCCUGAAGGGGUGCUAGAGGCCCAUGAAGGAAGUGGGUCUCGUGGGGAAUGGGGCAGGGGGAAGAAGGGCUUCUGCCCUUCUUAUAGGGUUGUGCCUUGCUAGUCAGGAGCCAAAAUGUCCCCUGACUGUGCCCCCAAGGGUGAUUUUAACAACCCAGGGAUCUGCCAAAGAAGUCUCUGACUUACAGGCCUAAUGCCAGCACUGGUCCUCUGGGGUACGUGGUUCGAGCCCUAGACUGUCCACACAGCUGGCUUUCUUGUCAAUACAGCUUCUUUCCUUCUUCCCCCACAUGUCUGCUUGAGGUCCAAUUCAUGAGGGCUUACAAAGGCCCAUACCACUGGGCUAGUGGACAUCAGCUGAAUGAGGAAAAGCAGCAGGCAUUACCAUGUUGAAUGUGCUGCUGUCACUUCCCAACAGAAAGACUAUAGCUCUGCAGGACAGAAACCAGGUUUUAAAGCAUCACCAAAAAAAAAAAAAAAAGAAAAAAAAGAAAAAAAAAAGAAAGGAAGAAAGAAAAAAAGAAGAAAGAAAGAAAAAGAAAAAGGAAGAAAAAAGAAAGAAAGAAAGAAAGAAAACCUAUCAUCUAAAGGACUAGACUUCAGAACAAUUAGAAACCAGCCUCAAACACCAAUCCCUUUUCUUACUUGUCGUCCUGGCCCAGCCAUCUCCUCACCCCUACCUGAGCGCUCCCUGGGGGAGCCCUACUCCCCUUGCUAAGUGUUGUCCUUAAAGAAAUAUGGCUGCUGACCAGAAGCCAGCCUGGGCCUUGUCCCCGAGUUGUCUUUCCCUUGAAGCCCUAGAUGGCUUGUGGACUCCACCAAAGAGGACCCUGCUCUGCUGCCAGCCCAGAGCCACCUACCUCUGGCCCCAGGCUGUGGGCAGCAAGAGGAAUGUGUGCACACUUGGCGACCCUUCUGCCCACCCUGUCCACAUCUAAUAAGUGCAAUCAUUUUGAGUCUUCCUAUGUUGUCUAGAGGGAGGGGUUUUAUUUUCUGGUUUUGUUUUUUUGUUUUUGGUUUUUUCCUCUAUUAGAACAAACCUAUUUAUAGCUGCCCAAGAGAAAAGAGUGUAUGUUUGAAGUGGAAGGAAAAAGGUUUUGGAUCUCAUGAACCUUGAGUGCUGGAGCAUCUGAUCUGUCUCUGCUCCCCCACCAGUGGCCAUCCAGACUUCUGGAGCCUUCAGAUGGGGGAGCCCAAACCUUAGUUCAGAGGCACCUGAUGUGUAGGAGAGUAAUUCUGGGGACUUGAAGGAGCAGGAAGGAGAGGGACCUGUGUUUGCUAAACCAAUCCUGCCAUCCCUAUGCCUCUCUAUGGAUUCAAUAUGGACCUCAGGAUUGUAGAGGCUGAUGGAAUUGGUCAGUGAUUCUCCACACCCAAAUAGGGAAAGCCUCCAUCUUUUCCCUGCCUUCAUCCUGUUUUUUCCUGGUGCACACAUGGAAGAGGAUCAGGACAAACCGCCUGGGAAUGAGCUGACUCAGGGGCCUGAGGUCACAAACAAGGCUAAAGGAACCAAGAAUAAGACAGUUAUCAAAGCAUGAAGUUUGCCUGACCUUGGCCACUCUACCUACCCCUACCUGUUUGCCAUCCCCUCUGGGAGUUGACUUCAAGCUUAACUUCCUCCACUACUGCUUUUCAAAAGGAAGAAUCAAGUCCAUGCCCAAGACCACAUCCUGCACACAUUCUACCCUCAUUCCACUACUGCCUAUAAAUGUAUUUUCCAUUUGCUCCUUUUACUUCCCCCAAAGCUGUAGUUUUAUUCAAUCGAAGGCUACCAAUUAACUUCUAGGUUUCAUUUCUAAGUGACUAUCCCAGGUUACUGCUUCCCCAGGAGAGCUGACACUAAAUAAAGAAGCUUGCACCAUCUCCUCACUCCCUAAUCAUUAGCACUCACCCACCAAAGAUAGCCUUAGGCAGUAGGCAGCCAAAGUCAAAGCUAACUCCCCCACUGCCUUUAGCCAACACCCCAGCCCUUGGCAGUAGAGUAUCUGGCUUUGUCUCUCUAAGUCAAAGAGGGCCCUGCUAUAAAGAUACAAAAUGGCUGCUUCCAUACAAGAAAAUGGUCAUUUAAUAGAAGUAGCCACACUUCCCAGAAAAUGCCUGAAAACUGCUUUAAUCCACUCUGAUCAUCCUAAUUCUCCGCCAACUUUCUGAUUCUCUCCCUACCAUUGCAUCUCUCUUAGAAAGCUAAGCAGAGUACUUCCCAAUCUAUGCCUUCAGGGUCUGGCUUCUUGCUCUCCUCCUUUUCCAUCACCCCAUAAACAUGUUUCCUCCAAUAACUUAUUCCAUGGUUUCUGGAAACUGCAAAUGAUUUCCACAGUAUGGAAAGUGUAGACCACUAGGCUUCUUAACUGAUGUCAAGGCAGAUCUUGGUGAGCAGGUAAAGAACUGCUAAUGUCCACCACGUUUAGUUUAGGUCAUCCAAGCUGGGGGUUAACAAUCCAGACAAAACUACUGCUGAACCUAUGGAGGAAGCCAGUCCUCGGACAUCAAACCAGGGGUUAAGUGGACUGAAUGAGGAGUCAAUACUCAGGGACUCUCUAGGCCUUUAUAGGCCAGACAGAAAAAAAGGUUUUUACCAGUGUAAGGAAGUAAAUAGACGGAGUAAAUGGAAAUGCUUCAUGAACCAGUCCCGAGGCCUCUCUGCAGGAUGGGGGUGUUCACAGGGCCACAGUACUGUGAGGCUUCAUUUACCUUGGUUCAAAACCUGCCCUGAUCUGAGUCUGGGAAUGGGAAGCCAUUUCUGUAAAGACUAUGAGUGCCAAGUGAGGCACAUCAGAAAGGCACUUAAACCCUCAGCAACAUGGCAAUACCUUUUUACUUCUCUGCCUCCCUCUUUCUGUAUUAUUAGGCCAGGUCCAUUCCCUACACCUGAGGGAACGCUCAGUCAGGAGAACUGACCAGAGCCUGGACUUGAGCUGCCCUACCCCAGGUCUAUAUACUAUCCCCCAACGGCAUACACUGAGCUGUGACUGCUCUGACUUCCUGAGGACUGGGUUAGUUUGAGGUAAUGGAGGCUCAGAUGUGUUGCUCCAAGGUCAGGAAUACAGCUCUGGUCUCCAGCCCUAAGGAAGUUUUUUGUAUCUGAGAAGUGUUCUCCAUAGGCACGUUUGAGGGGACUCUGUAGUGGAUUGGUAGGUCAUAUCUCAAAAUGUCAGAAAACAUAGAGCAUUCAAACUUCUGUUAUUUGCUGCUUAAUCUCAAUGUAACAGGCUCAAACUAGGGGGAGGAAGACAAAACAUAAAUGACCAUAAGCAGAAAAUCAUGUUAACCUGCUUGGCUUCUUUCUAAAGCACAAAAGUGGAAGCAAACAACACAAGGCUAUCUUUAAAUCGGACCUCUCUCAAAGAUAGCACACACUGUCCUUGGGCAAUUAUUUGGACUAGGAACCCUUUAAGAAAAUACAUGAUUAGAGAGAAUAGAACCUCCAGUUCUGUUAUCAGCUUAUCUAGACAACACAUUGUAGCAGUUUGGAUAAACUGAAAAAUCCAUUCUUCUGUGUGAGUUAACUGAAGUUUCAGAGAAUAAUCAUUACCAUGUGGGAGGCUUUUUUUUAAUGCAGAAAAAGAAUCUCAAAAUAUUGUAUUUAUAUCUGCCUUCCACUGCUGCCAAUAUAGUAAGUGUCUCCUACACAAUCAACAAUAAACAGUAAAUGAUGCAGUUCAUAGAAUAUUUUGCACUUGGGGAAAAAAAAAACUAUCUGAACCUGUAAAAAGAAAUGU